CAUGCGUACUUUAUUUUUCAGUUGUUACUCGAAAAUGGCGUCAGCCAAGUCUCUAGAGGAAAUGCUAACCACAGAUGUGGACGAAUCUGUCGUGAGCGAAAUCGUUGGGUCCUUAGAGUCGCAGCUGUCUUCAUCGGGGAUUCAUGCAUCGGGUCAGGAACUCAACGCAAGCUCAGCGACCACUAAUCAUGUCAACAGUGCGCCUGCAACUGACGGUAUUCAGCGCUUGCAACAUGAUGGACAAAAACACAGUGUGGCGGCGGCAUUACCGAACUCUGGUGCGAAUAUCGCGGUGGCGAACUUCAGCAAGCCGAUCGCGACAACUUCUCAUAUUGUUGGCGUCAAUAGUUGCGCUUCUUCUUCAGCUACUUCAACGAACACUGUGAUGGUCACCCUGCCUGGCGCUCUCCCGGCCAGCGGCUAUAUCAAUCAAGUGACUGGCACGGCUCAGCAAGCCCUGCUCAACAAUCCGUUGGUGAGACCACUUAAUAACUCUGAUAUAAAGAUUGUGUACUCGCCUCAGGGCCACUUCAACGCGGCAGGUUUGGCAGUCAACAACGCCGUUGUACAACAGCGGGGCAAUGUGAAGAUUCAGGGUGUCCCCAACGGCAGUCCGACUAUUCGUUCUUCUCCGCAUACGCCAGCAACGACUCCCGGUUUAAGUGCAAUCCAUAACUUGGCAAAUGUAGCAUCGCAACAGACGCCUCUCAUAAUCAGCCAGUCCGCCAAACCACGGUUGGUUCUCGACACCAAGGAUCCUAAAGGAGCAUUUAAACCACAGAUAUUAAUAAAACAAGAGCCACAACAGACCACAACUGUUACUCAAGAAUAUCUUCGCUGUUCAUCACCAGCAGGCAGUGUUAUACAGGCGUCCAAGCCUAUUGCCCAACCCGUCAAUGUUGUCACGCAAGUAGUCUCAAGUCCGAGCAUCCUACCUCCUGGGGUGCAGAUAGUCAAUGUAAACCCAGGACGACCAGGUGCCCCCGGGGUCGCAGGUCAGAAGACGCUGGCUCCUAGAGUCGUCAUCGGAAGCCCAGUUCGGCUUGCACCCCAGAUGCUAGCCGCGCGACCAGGAGCACCAUCUGUGCAGAGGUACCGCUACCAUAGACCUCCUGAACCUGAUAACACGAUUACUCUGCAGCCUGGAAUGAUGAGGGGGACAUUACUUGUAAAGACAGAAAAUGGCCAGCUACAAGUAGUUAAUGUGGCACCCAAUUUGCCUCCGAACUCCUCAGCUACAACCAUUUCGGGCACACCAACCUAUCGGUUGCAAUCUGUGCAGAAUCUAGGCAACCAGUCGGUGCACCAGUUAUCUGGCAGGAAGAGCAACACAACCCCAACACAGAUGGUUGGUGCAGUGAUUCCACAAGGACAACAAGGAAUUAAUGUUGUUCCAACAGUAGCCAGCACCUCACCAGUCCCAGUCAUGAGUCAGGCACUUGGCCAACAGACAGUUACUGUCAAGGUGGCCACUACCACAAGUUCGGUAACACAGCCGUUAUCUAUUCAAACGACAGUUGCCAAUAGCCAAUCAACAGCUACAACGCCAUCUCAGAUGUCACCUAACACUGCAAAAAAGAAAUGUAAAAAUUUCCUUUCUACUUUGAUACGCUUGGCCAGUGACCAACCAGAACAGGUUGCCUCUAAUGUGAAAGGGCUGAUUCAAGGCCUGAUUGAUGGAACCAUCCAACCUGAAGAUUUUACAAAUCAGCUUCAGAAGGAACUUAAUUCUUCACCACAGCCAUGCCUUGUACCAUUUUUAAAAAAAAGUCUUCCCUACCUUCGACACUCUCUCAUGACGAAGGAACUGACCAUUGAAGGAGUUCGGCCUCCACCACAGGGUGCAGUAACCUUGCCUAGUACACCGACGAUCAUACCCAACAUUCAGCAAGUGGCAGGUUCCCGGCCAAGUAUGCCUCAUGGUACAACCCAGGUUCGGGUUAUGACCCCUGUGCAAGGGGGACUUGCUGCGCAAUUGGCAGGAUCUGUAGGGAUUCAGGGUGUACUUGCUCAACAUCAGAGACUUGUUACACCUCGCCCUGCGACAACAGUAGUAGCACAGGCAACUAAAAGCUUAUUGGUAGCCAAGACUUCCAGCCUUGCAGCUGCAUUAUCUCCGGCUACAGUAGGGGCUCUUCAAGCGAAAGGAACUCCACUUACCACUGUAACUACUCGGGCCCCAACAGCUCUCAAAGAAAAACGAACCUACUCGUCACUGAGGGACGAUGAUGACAUCAACGAUGUAGCUGCUAUGGGCGGCGUCAAUCUUGUGGAAGAAAGCCAACGCAUCCUGGCAUCCAAUGCAGAAAUCGUUGGCACCCAAAUUCGUUCCUGUAAAGAUGAAAACUUCCUUUUCACAAAUACCCUUCAAAGAAGAAUUACUAGUAUAGCUACGAAACAUGGAAUUGAAGAAAUCCCACAAGAUGCAAUAGCCUUAAUCUCUCAUGCAACGCAAGAGCGGUUAAAAACACUGGUGCAGAAACUUGGGGCCGUUGCUGAACAUCGUUUGGAAAACAUAAAGACUGACUCUCGGUAUGAAGUAACACAGGAUGUGAAAGGGCAACUGAAAUUCCUUGAGGAGCUGGAUAGGCUGGAGAAAAAAAGACAUGAGGAACAAGAAAGGGAAAUUCUUCUGAGGGCUGCAAAGAGUAGGUCAAAAAUGGAGGAUCCAGAACAGCUAAAGCUAAAGCAAAAAGCAAAAGAGAUGCAAAAGGCAGAAAUGGAGGAAAUGCGACAACGAGAAGCCAACAUGACAGCACUUUUGGCGAUAGGUCCAAGAAAAAAGCUGAAAAUAGACAAUGGAAGUGGUGGCGCUGGUCUUGGAGCGGCAUCUGGCCUUGGCAAUUCAUUAUCAAAACUUCCGAUGCGGCCAAGGGUAAAGCGAGUCAACCUGAAAGACAUCUUGUUCCUUAUGGAGCAGGAAAGGGAAAGCAUUCGCAGCACUUUCCUCUACAAGUCCUAUUUGAAGUAGGCGACAAGUGCUUUCUUGAACCCAAUCAUGUGUCCGUCCUGGCCCCUGGUGGCCAGGGUCGCCAUGUGCAGCCCCACCACUUGCCCCAUGGGGCCAUUGAGGGGAGCGCUAAUAGGACGUGCCGUCCCUCCCGGUUUUUAAAGUAAUUAACUGCUUUUUAUGGCCACCAUGACCUGGGGGCAAACGUCCGGUGUUUGCCCUGCCAUGCAUCUGGUUGUUGAUGGGCCGACGUUGUUGCUACGUGCAGGGUCCUUUGCGACGGUCUAUGACCACUGUGAACUCCGACCUCUUUGUGACAUUGCUGUGUGCAGUUGUGGAGCACCAUUUUAAUUUUUAAGUCUUUGUCCUUUCUGCAUCUUCCUACUUAGGUUAUAUGUUUGCUGUGUUUCUGUUAGUUGUUUGCAAGUGCAAGUUUGUAUAUAUGUCUAUACACACUUUUUAUAACUGCCAGGGUUUCUCUUCCCCCACUGGUUUUGUAUACCUGUAGCCUUUGCCUUCUUUGCCCUACAAGUGGUACUGCUAUUUCUGUGAUAAGAACUAGAGACCAUCAAAAAAAGAAAAAUGUUGCAGCACUAAGACUGUGCUGUUACUGGAGAAAACUACGAAAAAGAUGUGUACGAUGUCAGAAGGCCACAUGGGAUCGUUAUAGUUUAUUUCCUGCUUGUUUUCGUUACUGCUCCCUUUUUUGUUGUCCUCUUCAAUUGUCAUCGACUGUCAUCACAUAUUCAGUGCAACAUCGUUCAUUCUGCUAGCACAGCUUUUCAAAGAGACAUUCUUCAGCCCCUGUACUGUGCCCUGGAAGUACAGCUGUUAUCUCCCAUUUUCUGAAAUUCAAGAACUGAAAUGGAUUGAGAUGGGUUUUGCUUGUAAAUACCAUCUUUUGUGCUAUUCAACACAUAACCACACUGUACAUGUAAGUAUGCCACCUACACAAAACAUCUGGUUUCAGUUCGACAGGAAGAAUCAUGUUUACCUUUGAUACAAAAUAGUUACCUUAUAUUUGAUAGUUGCCUGUAAAUUACAAAGGAAAUAAUCUUAUGUAUGCACAUGUUUGAAAGAGAUAUUUAAUAGGAUUUUAUUGUUGAGGACGGCAUGUGGUCAUUCAAAGGAAUUUGUAAUUCUACAGUUUGAAGUACGGUAACACUGCAACUGAAUAUUUUGCACCGAAAUUUUCUUUGCAGUGGAAACGUCAUCUCCAGCUUUAUGAUGUUCUGCCUUCCCCCACCCCACCUCCCCUUUUUUUUAGUUAAAUAAAUUUCAGAGGUCGAAGUACUAAAAGCCACUUUUUUAAGCACCCCACACUGAUGAUAUAGACAGGAUUGUUUUGUAUGUGCAGCAUCAGUUUGUAAAAUGGGAGCUAAGCAUGAACUGUUCCGACUGUUCCUGUUUAGCCGAUUGGUGCUUUAACUAUUGACAUUAAAGUGGGUUUCUAUUUACUU
Messenger RNA from Ornithodoros turicata, 4410 nucleotides. RefSeq names its product transcription initiation factor TFIID subunit 4-like. NCBI's taxonomy places the organism in Eukaryota, Metazoa, Arthropoda, Arachnida, Ixodida, Argasidae. Gene Ontology annotation, molecular function: RNA polymerase II general transcription initiation factor activity; DNA binding; protein heterodimerization activity. Bases 2 to 2971 code for a protein of 989 amino acids. The record is from RefSeq and is a predicted model, not a curated record. The transcript is spliced from 18 exons. Gene Ontology annotation, cellular component: transcription factor TFIID complex. Gene Ontology annotation, biological process: transcription initiation at RNA polymerase II promoter; DNA-templated transcription.